Molecule: messenger RNA, 3045 nt
Organism: Priceomyces carsonii
Lineage: Eukaryota; Fungi; Ascomycota; Pichiomycetes; Serinales; Debaryomycetaceae
Gene: ZCF13
Product: Zcf13p
Exons: 1
Coding region: 1-3045 (1014 amino acids)
Biological process (GO): regulation of transcription by RNA polymerase II; DNA-templated transcription
Cellular component (GO): nucleus
Molecular function (GO): RNA polymerase II cis-regulatory region sequence-specific DNA binding; DNA-binding transcription activator activity, RNA polymerase II-specific; zinc ion binding
Source: RefSeq, a predicted model, not a curated record
AUGAAGCCACCUCAUAAGAAACGACAUAGGGUUCCAGCUUCGUGUUCUGUUUGUCGAAGGAGAAAAUCUAAGUGUGAUAGAGCAAAGCCAAUAUGUGGAUCUUGCAAGCAAAAGUCUAUCUCCCAUUUAUGCUUUUAUGAGUCAGACUAUCGUGAUUCCAACGAUGAACCUCGGAGUGACGAUGUUCAGUACAGGAGUGGUGAGCGUCCCCUUCAGACAGCUGGCGAGCCCAUGGCCACAAUUCAAGUCAUACCAAGCCCACUAGCAGGUGGAUCAUUUGCCAAUGGCGCUAUUCCCCCAGCAACUGGAGGAUCCCAUUUUGUUGAUUAUGCCGAGCAAUCUCCUUUAGCAUUCUCCUUUCAGCCAACAAAUUCUCCGAUCCAUAACAAUGUAUACUCUAACGAGCCUAGCGUUGGAUAUAUUCCCCAGUCUUACGAUGGGACGAAUUCUAAUGGAAAUACGCUUCAACACUCGGCAACCUCGGUCAAUAAAGCCUUUAAUCAACCGCCAUUGCCCCAUAACAUCAACCUCCCUCCUUUGAAUGAUAAUAUAUCAGUAAACACAAAUGCUCCUCAGCCCAAACCAAAGGACCAAAAUUUAAUUGCUGUUUCCAUAGGGCCACAUUCCACCUUGCAGAUUAACUCCUCUGACACUAUCGAUAUCUUAAACAGCGCUAGCUACUCUUAUGAUGUGGAUGGAAGACUUUGGCAACAUCAAGGUCCUCUUUCUUAUAUUGGAGUUAUCAAAAGCGACCCCUUUAUCAAAAUUCUUAGGCAUUAUGCUUUGAAAUUGUUUCAGUCUGGCGAUAUCGCGCAGUAUAUUCUCGCAGAGACAUCCAAGCGAAGAGAUCUUGCACUAUCUUCUCCUAGGGAAAUAAACGUAACUGGUGAAACAAACUCAGUAAUCUCAACUUCAGAGCAAGACAAUUUAAUGAAUAGUAUAGAAAACGAAACACAUGACAUAAAGCACGACAAUAACGAAAACGAUAAUGAGAAGAUUCUAGACUUGCAGAAGAGUAGAAGACAAAGCACGUCACAGUGGUCACCUUCGUCUCAAAAAGAACCCGGUAGCAAUAACGAUAAAGUCAGUAGAAAUAUUAAAAAAGAAAGUGCCUCUCUUGAUGAAGAUAAUAUGAAGUUUUUCCCGAGACUUAAAUCCCUUGUACUUAAAGCGAAGGAUAAGACUGAGUUAUUUUCCAUCGCUGAAAGCAUGAUUUUAAAGUUCUUGCCUUCUAAAAAGAACACAUUUAUUAUAUUUUACAAAUUUUUCAAAUAUGUGUAUCCCUUUGUGCCAAUAAUUGAUGAAAACUCAUUUAUAAUGGAUUUAAAUGAAGUUUUUCCCGAAAAGUUUCCUUUUUUUGAAAAUGAUUACUAUAGUGAAAUUAGGGUGACAGAUGACGAGGACUUGACUCUACUUGGAAUCUUGAUGCUAGUAAUGCGGCUAGGAUACAUGAGCCUUAUCAAUCAUGAAGUAUCAAAUAAUGAGUAUAACGAAGAUGAGAUCAGCAUAAUCCUCGAAAUGAAAAAAAUAUCUACAGAUACAUUCAACAGUAUAUUGAAUAUUUGCAUUCCAGAUUGUUUAACCUCUAGAUCAUCUUUUAGGACAGUCCAAUGCUUGUUUCUUUUACAUUUCUAUAAAAGAGUUGCUCCUAAUGAUAGUCACGGUUUAGGAGGAGUUGAUGCUGAUAUAUUAUUUGGUGCAAUUGUGAAGCAUGCGCUAUCUAUUGGGCUCAAUAGGGAUCCAACAUUUUAUUCGCGACAUGAUUCAAUUUUGAAAAAACCAGCUUUGGUCAAGACUUGGAGAUUGUUAUGGCAAUUGAUAGUAAUAACUGAUGCAGAAUCUGCAAUUCAAAGUGGAACUAAUUUAAACAUAAGAACUUUAGAAUUCGUUGAUGUUAAGAAUCCGGAAAUUGAUAACCUUUCUGGAGAAGUGGAAGACACAUUCAGUUAUAUCAAGCAAAUUUGUGAUUCAUAUAGGCGUAUUGUCAAUAUGAUAAGUGAUAUUCAAAAUAAACCUAAAGUUCUCGAUAUAUUGAUUGAAACUAAAAACUUGGAGCAGAUUUUCUUCAAGUUUUUUGGUAAAGAUUAUUUUAAGGAUCACAUUUGUAAACCAGCUCCCACGGUAGAUAACCAUGCAAGUCAUAUUCAUGUCAAAAGCGAACAGCACGGACAAAGCUAUUUAAAAGUCAUAAAGUAUCUAACAUUUAUUACACUUAGAACAAAUCUAUCGUGCUUAUACUACAAAAUUGCAGCACAUUACGAAGAUGAGCACACCAAAUCGAAUACUGUUUCAAUGAAUGCCGGAAUUGAAUUGUUCAAGAUACAUAUCAAAAGUGUGGUUCAACUCGUUUAUAUCAUCUCACACGUGCUUGAUCAUUCAGAUGAACUAUUUGGUAGCAAUUACGAUUAUAUAUUGACUGCUGUGAAUGAAAGGUGUAUGAUCAGAACCCAUAGUUUUUUGACUUCAUUAUUUGCUAGGUUGUUACACUAUAAGCAAACGUUAAAUGAAGCAAAAACUAAGGAUACCAAUUUCAAUGAAAGGUCUAGAGCAGUAGACGAGCUCUUUAAUAGAAUAAUCAUUGAAUCUGAAAUCUUUGUCGGUAAUUUCAGAAAGCUUAGCCGAACAUAUAUCAAUUCGUAUAAACUAUAUGUGAUGACUUAUUUUGUUUUAAGGCAGUCCAUGGAUAAUGUGGAUGUAUUCUUCUCGGAGCUGAAGAUCUCACAUACUGGUACUAACAUGCUUGAAUUUUUUACAAUAAGCGAGCUUGAGUACUUAUGUAAACUCUGUGAAGAGGUAAGGUCUGCAAAAGAAGAGAGAGACAAGCUAUCAAAGAAGAGACGCGGCCUGGGUGGCACUACUACGCACUCAGCAAUAAGCUUGCCAUUGAGUGUUGAUCUGACAGACUCCUCAAGGGUCUCCUUAGAUGGCAGCUCAAUGGAAAUUGGUGAUUUUAAUCUCAAUAGUGUAUUUGGGACUCCAUUUUUGACAAAUGAAGAGCUCUUGAGACUUUUUGAGAUAUAUGCAGACCUUGAUGUAGAUACAUAA